AUGCCAGCAUCAUCAGCACAGGCUCCUGGGUUAGCCAAGAGAGGACGGGCGACUCACGAUGUCGACGGACCAGGCACCGGCGCAAUCCCGUGCAAGAAGCGUAGGAUACGUUUGCAUCUCAUCACAAGCCGGCUCUCACAACCAUACUCGCUGCCAGCGACGCACAUCAUCAACCGAGAGACCGGCGAUGACACGCCAGUGCUGAGUAGGUUCCUGAAGCUCGCCAUAGUGGGUUCCCAGAAGGUGGGACACCAGAGUGCGCUGGUGCGGAAGGCCGCGAUACUGAACCGGGUUCGGAUCGGAGUAAGGCAGGCGGCGGUUUCAAGGGGCCACACGCUUGUGGUAGACAUGGCCGCACGUGGGAACGCUCUCAACCACGGUCUGCAGCUGGUCACGACAUCCUCGUCGUCGACUGGGGCGAAGUUCCCCUGUCCCUCCUCCAGCCAGACUCACCAGAUGCGUCCGGUGUGGCGGCCGCACACGGCAGCCUUUCAUGCGUUCACGCUAGAGACGGAUUCUUCUGGCCAGUAUGUCCAUGGUUCAGCCGAAGUGAGCCAUGCAGAUACAAAGAUGGUGCCACGACGUGAAGUCUCGAAACCCGAGAAUAUGCAUCCUCAAGAAGACGCCACCACAAGUGGGCAGACCGAAGUGGAUGACGAGACUUCAUUUCCAGCCUUCGAUUUCAGCAGCCGCUACAUAGACCUCUCGGAUGAUGACCUGGAUGAUGUCUAUGCCGAUUUUGGCUUAUUAUUCGGACCCGGUGCUCGAUCCCCCGAGACCGAGGCAGUGGGCGGCGACGCGGCGGCUAAUGGGCAUUUCUAUGAGGAGUAUCUCGACGAGCUCGAUGGUAUUCCGUGGCUUACCUGA
This is a messenger RNA of Anthostomella pinea, 867 nucleotides long. The record is from the annotation of a GenBank genome assembly. Lineage: Eukaryota; Fungi; Ascomycota; Sordariomycetes; Xylariales; Xylariaceae.